Physeter macrocephalus (sperm whale) is the source of this 2155-nucleotide messenger RNA. RefSeq names its product DAB adaptor protein 1 (gene DAB1). Bases 69 to 1661 code for a protein of 530 amino acids. Gene Ontology annotation, biological process: ventral spinal cord development; lateral motor column neuron migration. Gene Ontology annotation, cellular component: cytoplasm. The record is from RefSeq and is a predicted model, not a curated record. The transcript has 13 exons. Lineage: Eukaryota; Metazoa; Chordata; Mammalia; Artiodactyla; Physeteridae.
GAGAGGAGUCCUCAAUGAGCCUGGCCGAGGCCCGGGAUCUGUGUGAAGUGGACUAAGGAUUUAGUAGGAUGUCAACUGAGACAGAACUUCAAGUAGCUGUGAAAACCAGCACCAAGAAAGACUCCAGAAAGAAAGGUCAGGAUCGCAGUGAAGCCACUUUGAUAAAGAGGUUUAAAGGUGAAGGGGUCCGGUACAAGGCCAAACUGAUCGGUAUUGAUGAGGUUUCCGCAGCUCGGGGAGACAAGUUAUGCCAAGACUCCAUGAUGAAACUCAAGGGCGUUGUUGCUGGCGCUCGUUCCAAAGGAGAACACAAACAGAAAAUCUUUUUAACCAUCUCCUUUGGAGGAAUCAAAAUCUUUGAUGAGAAGACAGGGGCCCUUCAGCAACAUCAUGCUGUUCACGAAAUUUCCUACAUCGCCAAGGACAUCACAGAUCACCGGGCCUUCGGAUACGUUUGUGGAAAGGAAGGGAAUCACAGAUUUGUGGCCAUAAAAACAGCCCAGGCGGCUGAACCCGUUAUUCUGGACUUGAGAGAUCUCUUUCAACUUAUUUAUGAAUUGAAGCAAAGAGAAGAAUUGGAAAAAAAGGCACAAAAGGAUAAGCAAUGCGAACAAGCUGUGUAUCAGGUUCCCACCAGCCAAAAGAAGGAAGGUGUUUAUGAUGUGCCAAAAAGUCAACCUGUAAGUAACGGCUGUGCGUUUGAAGAUUUUGAAGAACGGUUUGCAGUGGCGACCCCUAACAGAAAGCUGCCGAUGGACUUUGAUGAGAUUUUGGGGGCAACAAAGGCUGUGACCCAGUUAGAACUUUUUGGGGACAUGUCCACCCCUCCUGAUAUAACCUCUCCCCCCACUCCUGCAACUCCAGGUGAUGCCUUUAUCCCGUCUUCAUCUCAGACACUUCCGGCGAGUGCAGACAUGUUUGGUUCUGUACCUUUCGGCACUGCUGCUGUACCCUCAGGUUAUGUUGCAAUGGGCGCCGUCCUCCCAUCCUUCUGGGGCCAGCAGCCCCUUGUCCAACAGCAGAUCGCCAUGGGUGCUCAGCCACCAGUCGCUCAGGUGAUGCCAGGGGCUCAGCCCAUCGCAUGGGGCCAGCCGGGUCUCUUCCCUGCCACUCAGCAGCCCUGGCCCACCGUGGCCGGGCAGUUUCCGCCAGCCGCCUUCAUGCCCACACAAACUGUUAUGCCUUUGCCAGCUGCCAUGUUCCAAGGUCCCCUCACCCCCCUUGCAACCGUCCCAGCCACGGGUGACUCCGCCAGGUCAAGUCCACAGACCGACAAGCCCAGGCAGAAAAUGGGGAAAGAAAUGUUUAAGGAUUUCCAGAUGGCCCAGCCUCCACCCGUGCCCUCCCGCAAACCCGACCAGCCCUCCCUCACCUGCACCUCAGAGGCCUUCUCCAGUUACUUCAACAAAGUCGGGGUGGCACAGGAUACAGACGACUGUGAUGACUUUGACAUCUCCCAGUUGAAUUUGACGCCUGUGACUUCUACUACACCAUCGACCAACUCACCUCCAACCCCAGCCCCUAGACAGAGCUCUCCAUCCAAAUCAUCUGCAUCCCACGCCAGUGAUCCGACCACCGAUGACAUCUUUGAAGAGGGCUUUGAAAGUCCCAGCAAAAGUGAAGAGCAAGAAGCUGUACACCGUAUGGAGCUCAUUUCAUAGAAGAAAGUGACAGCCCAGUGGACUUGUCAUCAUUCACUGAAUGUGGUUGAAAAUGUAACUGGCUCUGAACUUAAAGAAGAUGGCCCCUGUGAUGCAUUAAAGUGAGCGGAAUAAAGUCAAGAUUUUAAACUGCCAUCCAUGUUAUCGUUGGCAGAAUUCUGCUGUUUGAUAAGCACUGUUUGGGGAACUCAGAACCACCGUAUCCUAUCCCAGGAAUACAGUGAAAUUUCCAAAUAAGAGCUGAGGUGCCAAUACCAAAAGGCCAUGGGGGAGUCUGCACAGUUCCAGUUAGAUUGGUAGAAAAUCCACAUGUACAACUGUUAAUUCCUCAUUCUUCACUAGCACGAAAUUUGUCACUUUAAAUUUUGAAACCAGGGAAACACCACCUGUCAUUCUGUCCCCGUUCCCCCUAGCUCUCCGAUCUUUACAUGCCGCAAGACUUUUUUGAUAAUUCGUACUCAUCCCAGUGUCUACUGAAACCCCAUCAUGUAAUG